Mesorhabditis spiculigera is the source of this 1149-nucleotide messenger RNA. Lineage: Eukaryota; Metazoa; Nematoda; Chromadorea; Rhabditida; Rhabditidae. The record is from the annotation of a GenBank genome assembly.
AUGCCGGGAGACCCCGGCGGGAUGUAUGUGCCCGUUUAUACGAGACGCUCCGCCGCCCCCUCCCCAACAUCAACAAAUCACGGCGAUGAGGAGGGUGAGGCUGAUCCCGCAUCAAGGAGAUGUUCAAGCACCUCAAGGGCCACAACGUCAACAGCUACCGUACCCCAAGAGCCGGUUGCCCCAUCAGCGGCCGGGCCGAUGGAAGUGGCGCCGGCCGAGGAUAGCGAGGAAAUAGAUACCGUAAUCGGAGAGGAGGGCGCGGAUGCGGAGGAGAUUCCGGAUGAGGAGGCGGAACCGGAAGCUCCGGAAGAAGAGGAAAAGCAUAGAUUAGCCCUGGAGCACGGGCAUGCCAAAAAGCCGAAACUCCCGAAAUUCCCGCAACAACCGCUCGUCUGGGUGCCAGAUCCGGAGGACCCGAUGAGUCCAAAGCUCGGCGCUCUCAGCACAUCAGAUGCUGCUGAAGGCGAGGAUCGUACGGUGAUCAUCGAGGUGCCGAACGGGGCCCAGCCUCCUCAACACUACCUCCCGCCACCGGACCUGCCAGCCGGAACUGUCUCCGAGCUGCCCGCUCGGUUCAACUUCAUCCUCGGCGCGGACGAUACGCCGGAAAACCCGCAUGCGACGGCCCCGAAAAAUCCGGCCCUGCUAGGGAAAGGGGCCCUCAAGCCGAAGCAGUCCAAGGUGUACGACAUUGUCGUGUCGGACGGCACCGGAACACCCUCGCCGAUUACCACAACUACAACGACUACAGAGCCACCUCUGGAGAUUGCCCCUCCAUUCCUCGGGGAUCCGCAGCUGUUGAGUGCGGUCACUGGUCUUUUGACGGCUGGUGCGCUGCUUCCGGCCCUGGGAUUGGCCGAUGGGAUGCCGAUGGUGUCCGCAAUUACAAAAGACGGGUUUACAGUAGCCGGCGCGGAUGGGUUGAACCAUUCCGGUGUUUCCGGCUUCUUUGUCCCCGAGCAGUUUGAACAGACCCAACAGCAACAGCAACGCCCCGAGACGAAGCGGGGUACCGUGUCCGAGGUGAACCCGGGAUCGUUCCCCGGCUCCAGAAUAACCUCUCUCGGCGAGGCCUGGGGUCCGAGCAUAAACCCGUUCGGUUUUGGGCAUGGCCGAGUGACGGAGAAGCCGCAGACUCCGACAUGGGUA